AUGUUCCUCCGGCUCUUGUCUGAUGUCCGGUGGCAAAGAGCUAGCCCAGGAUGGAGAAGCAUGACCAGCUCCCGGCACAGUAGCACAACUGGAGCAGAACCUCACCUGACCCCUCUGCCAUCACAUGCACAGGUGGUUAUCUGUGGGGGUGGAAUCAUGGGCACAUCAGUGGCGUAUCACCUCUCGAAACUCGGGUGGAAGGACAUCGUCUUACUGGAGCAGGGCAGGUAAAUAGUUUUUUUUCCCCCUUUGCAAAAAAAAAAUAAAUAGGUGUUCGAUGCAGCAAGUAAUGCUGUGUGGUGGAACUGGGAAGGUCUUAUAGCAAAGGUAAAGUGUACACACACCUGUUAGCUAACUGUAAGAUUCAAGCUGAGAGUUUAUCUACAUCUUCAGAAAAGGCAUUUGUAUUUUCUGGAACUGUAUUGCUUCAGGUUAGGACCAAUAUUCAGAUGUUCUCCUCACUUACAAACAAAACAGGAAUAGGAACAGAACCUCCCCUUGCAUGUAGAAGCUCAGCAUGGUGGACUAGACUCAGCUAGAACCUUCUCUGACAUGCUGGUUUUCCACAGGCAGCGGUCCUUGUUCAGUAAUAUCUUCCCUACAUCUGAUAGCUUUCUUAUGCAGCAUCUUAUCUUUGGAAUUCGUUUCAAGUUGCUUUGUCUCUGUCUUUCAUGGGGAUGAGGAAUUUGUGUUCCUCCAGUUGUUUUUGGACUCCAGCUUGCAUCAGUCCUAGGAAGCAUGGCCAAUAGUUAGGGUGAUGGGAGCUACAGUCCCAGCAACAUCUGGAGGGUUAAAACCUACCUUUUCUGUUUUCCUUGCUUCUGUUUGACUCAACAUCUCAUACCUUGUUUCGUUUCCUUUACUUGUGCUUCUCCCUGCAAUGGGGGUAUCUUUAAAGACUGUCUGGCUGGUUGAAAAUACAGCUGCUGGGCUACUAAUUGGGACCAAAAGUUGGGAAUGUUUUCAGCUGGUGGCUUGGUGCUUUCUUUAAAAGCCUGUCGUGGCUUGGGACCUGUGUACCUGAGACAGCACCAGUUCUCACAUAAACCUACCCAUGUGUUGGGAUCAUGGGGGGGGGGAGGCUACAGGAAUGCUGACAGUCUGGGGGUUUUAUUCCUGAGCAGUUGGAAUGCUUAUAAAAUUAAAUACAAUUGCACCUGCUAAUACUGGUCUAACAGGCUUCGUUGCUACCAGCACAGAGUCAAAGUUUCUGUAGAAUUUCUGCAUGCUUAUUAAAAUCAUAGGGUGUAGACUCGUGGUUAUUAAGCUCUGUCUUCUUACACUUGUAAGCAGGGUAGUAAAAAUGUUCUAAAGGAGUGAAUUCCCCCCAUUAUUUCAGUGCAUACUUAAGAUUGCCUUUGAAGCUCUGAUCUCUGCUGAUUUGGUGUAUGGAUUCCUGGCAUGGUUGUUAUUCCAGAUUAGUUAACUUUUAGUACAUUGGUGUGAUCUCACCUGUGUGACAACAGGGUACACAAGGGUGAUCGGAAUGAAAUGCUUGUCAUAAGAACAUAAAAAGAACCUGCUGGAUCAGGCUAAUGACCCAUCUAGUCCAGCAUCCUGUUUUCACAGUGGCAAUCCAGAUGCCAGUGAGAUGCCUGCAAGCAGGGCUGGAGCAUAACAGUACUCUCCUCUCUGGUGGUUUCCAGCAACUGGUAUUCAGGAGCAUUACUGUCCCUGACCAUAGAGGCAGAGCAUAGCCAUCAUGACUAGUAGCCUUCAAUAACCCUUUCUUCUAUGAAUGUCCCAUGACUUUAAAGUAUCAUCAGUAGCGUUAGCUGCUAGUUUGGCAUUAGAGGACAGCAUUGUGUAUGUUGUCUGAGUUAGUCUUUAAGACUGAAAGAAGCCCUGCCAGAAACCAUCCGGUUCCUUUACGUUUCCUUUGCCAAGGAAUGCUGUCCUGACCCUGUGUGCUGGCAUUGCCCUGUCAGUGGCAUGCAAGAGCAAAUGUUUGCCCUUCCUUUGGCUCUGGUGGCAGAGAUUGCCUCCUUGCACUUGGGCUCUCCUUGUGAAAUCUGGAAUGGAAGGCAAAGCGUGCCUCUUGUCAACACACAGCUAAAAAUAUCCCCUGCCAUAUCUUAGUGGCACACUUGGGCUUUGCGUGCUCAGCACCCAAAUUGGGUUUCACAAACUCCAUCCAACACACAAUUGCUGACUGUGCCUCACUUCUUCAGAGGAGCGCAUUUUGAUUUUGUUGUGUGCUGGGAAGAGCAUGGAGGAAAUCAAGGAAAAGGAGAUUGGGAUCUACUUAGUGACACUUUAUUUCACUUCAUACAAACUUAGCACUUCAUAUGGAAUUUAAAAAGAAGCUCUGACUGACCAUCUAAGUAAAGAUGAGGUGUUCCUGGCAAUCUUGAAACUGUGUGCUGUGAGAGUAUGUGAUUGCUUUUCGAUACUUCUAAUUGUUUUUUAAAUGUCUUAAAUACAUUUUUUUAAUUGUAUUGUAUUGUUUUAUCACUGAUGCAUUUGCCACACUAGGCUCCUUUGGGAGGAAGGGUGGGAUGUAAAAAUAAUAACUAAAUAAAGAGGAUGGGGCUUGAGGAUCUAUCUAAAUGCAGAGCUUGUAAAGGUUAAAUUAUGUAAAUUAUGACAGGUUUUCCAAUAGAAACCAGCCCAAAGAAACAGAGCCUUUCAGUUGCCUUUCUUCUAGCCCCUGGCAGUGAUUUCAUCCAGUCCAGGUCCCCAAAAGAAGAGGAGUAGAAAUAUCAGGCUCACAGGUAUGGUUAUGUAAUCUAUCUGGUUCCAGACAGGAAGUCGCUUCCCCUGGCCUCGGUGGUCUGUGAUCCCAGUGUACAGGUCAUGCCACCUUUGUAACACUUGCUGGUGGCAAUGUGGGGAGGUCUCCUGGGGGAAAAUAUUUUUCCUUUCUCCAGGAGCUGCCCAAAAUCCCCACUAAGUGCUACAAGUUUCCUGACUGUGGGCUCAAGAAACAGCCUUCUGGGUGUACCCACAGAGUCUUAGGAAGUACAGACAAUUGUAUAAGGUGCAAAAGGCCCCACUCUUUAAUUGGUGGAAAGCCUUGCCUGCUCCUCCUCUUCCCUGCCUGAUUCCAUAGGAAAUGACUCCCUGGGUCAUUUGCAUCUAAAUGUUCUAAGUUCAGUCUCCAGAUAGGGUUGGGAGAAGCUCCAUCCGGAAACCUGGAGUGCCAACCACACUUAGCUGGUGAGCCAAUUGGCCUGACUCUGGGUAUGGCAGCUCCAUACUUUCUUAGGGAGCCCUCUGCCACUGACUCAUGACCUCUCCUCUUGGGCCAAACAAGCUUCCAGAGUCCCCACAGACCCUCCUGGGUUUCCCUCUUUCAGGCUAGCUGCUGGUUCCACGAGGUUUUGUGCGGGCAUCGUAAGCACAGCGCGGCACCUGUCCAUCGAGCUGAAGAUGGCUGAAUACUCCAACAAGCUGUAUCAGCAACUCGAGCAAGAGACUGGGGUAAAAACGGGUAAGGAGGGGUUACCACACUGAGCUUUGUGGCUGAGCAGGGGGUGGGGGAGUCAAACACAAAGUAAUUCGCCAUCCUGGCAUUCCCCAGAAGGGUUGCAGAUAUUAGCCACCAUUUGCACCCAUCUGAAACGAACCUUUUCUGGGGCUUUCCUGUACCCUGACAGAGGGUUCCUGUACUUGUUCCAGGUUACGUGAGGACUGGCUCUAUCUCUCUAGCUCAGACGCAAGACCGGCUGAUUUCCCUGAAGCGCAUAGCCUCACGGCUCAAGUAAGUGUAAGAGGAACGAGGAGGAGGAGCACCAGGCAUGUGCCAGCCUUUCUGGAAUAACUUAUAAUCAGGGCCUGGCCAGUUGGUGCUGGUCUGUGUGACAGGGCCUUUUCAGUGGUGGUUCCCCAGUUGUGGAAUGCCUUCCCUAGCAAAGGUGCUACUCUGUCAUUAUUAACUUUAAGGAGGAAUUUGAAAACAUUCCUGUUUCCCAAGGCCUCUGGUGGCUGAAGAACGCUGUUCAGGCUCCUCAUUGGAUGGAGGAAUGUUUUUAACUGCUUUUAGAAUGUUUUUUUAACUGUAACUGAUUUUCAGUGUUUUUAAUGGUAAUUGUCUUUAAAAUAUUUGCUUUCUUUGCCACCCUGGGCUCCUUGGGGGAGGAAGAGUGGGAUGUAAAUUCAAUAAAUAUAAAUAAUAGUGACUGGCCUUAGCUGUGUGUGUUCUCCAACAGGGUCAUGGGGAUCCCAUGUGAGCUCAUCCCGCCCAAGAGAGUGACGCAGCUCCACCCGCUUCUCAACAUCCACGACUUGGUGGGGGCCAUGUACCUCCCAGAGGAUGCUGUCGUUUCAUCAGCCGAUGUGAGCCUCGCCUUGGCCAGCGCUGCCUCUUUGAAUGGUACGGCCUGGCCAUGUCUUUUUGUCGGCAAUACCGCUUGAGUACAAACCUCAUCGGGAGAGACAUUGCUGAUUUGUCUGCUGCUUACAUUUCUAAUUUGCAAAGUAGAUUACAGCCUUUAGUGCAGCCUUCCCCAACUCCAGAUAUUUUGGACUACAGCUGAUGGGAGUUGUAGUCCAAAAUAUCUGGAGGGCAAUUGGUUGGUGACGGGUGCUUUAAUGUGUAUUCCCUUGCAGGCAUCCUGUAUGGAAGCCUUCCCCGACCAUGUUUUGGAUCACAGCCAUGCUGGCUAUAGCGGAUAUGAGUUGUAGUCCAAAACCACUGAAGGGCAGCAGGUUUGGGGGAAAGUGCUGUGUGAAGUAGGUCUCUGCUCCCAUUUUUCUGAAGGGAGAACUGAGACUGAGGGCCGAACUACAUGUAACCAAGAACUUGGGCUGCUGCAGAAACUGACAGCUUCACGUCAAGGUCCUCCCUCUCACAUCUCAAGAGGAGGGGCUGCAGUUCAGAAGCAGAGCCCAUGUUUUGCAUGCAGAAGGUCCCAGGUUCAAUCCCUGACAUCUUCAGGAGGACUGGGAAAUCCUGGAAAGCCGCUGCCUGCCAGCGUAGACAAGAACGAGGUGCUAGGUGUACCAAAGGGCUGACUCUGUAUAAGGCAGCUUCUUGUGUUCCUGGAAAACGGGCCUUCAUAACGACAUCAGCUCAAGUUGAGCUACACAGUGCAGAGGCCGAGGGGAGAGCUCAACAUGGGACUGCUCCUUUGGGUCAUAUCACUCUGCUCUUUGUAGCACGUAUCUCAGCUUUAAGGCUGCCGUCCUACACAACCCUUGCCUGGUGUGCAAGUCUCACUGAAUUCAACAGGGCUGCUGUGUAAACAUAUAGGAACUGUUUGCAAGAAAGAGUGACUUGCCACUAGCCACACAGCGAGAGUGUGGCAGAGUCCUCUUUCCCACCCACUAUGCCACACUUACUUUCAGCUUGUGUGAAUGCUCUUGCAUGGUCUACUCUUCCGUCCCGCUAGAAUCCUCAUGGUCCACUGGAACAUGUUAAAUGUGCAAAGCAAAGUUGUAUCCUUCAGAGCUCUUCCACAGUGGAGGCGUGAUUAACCCACUCUCUGUUAACCUUGAAGCCUACCCACGAAGCUGCCUUAUGUCAGUUUGGGCCAUUGCUCUGUGCCGCAUAGGAUCAUUUCUUGCCAUAGGAAGGCACAACCUUGUGCCCUCUUAAAGUGUUGGACUACAAUUUAUACAGUGCGUUUUCCACAAAUGCUUGUGGUUCACAUUUUUUUAAAAAAAAUCUUAAGUACAGUAGUACAAUAAUGAUACCUUAUAAAAAGUAUAUUACCACUACAAAUUUAGCACAACCCUCCCAUCAAUUACCAGUUCAUUGAACAUAUUUCAACAUUUAAGUGAACAUAAAUCUCACCAGUAGGUCAAGUAAAAAUAACCAAUAAUUUCACAUCCAAAAGUUGCCCCAAAGUUGCUGGUUAGUACCUAGCAACCCCCAUCUCCCAGUCCUUCGUACCACAAGUCCAAAAGGCCAGAAACUUCCCUUGGCCUUCUCCUUGAAGUAGUUGGCCAUGCUGUCUGGGACUGGUGGGAGCUGUACUCCCAGCACCUCUGCGUUGCAUCAGGUUGUCUGUCCCAUGUCUGCUCUGACCUAUAGCAGCUCCCCAGCCAACUGGGGUCCUUUUGAACAUGCCAGAGAUUGAAUGUGAAAACAAAGCAAGUGCUUGAGCUAUGGUCAAGUUUAAAAACCCUCCUCUAAGGACGUAUGAAGUUGGCUUUUUUUGAAUCAGAGCAAUGUCAACCAAAUCCAGUGCUCUUUACAAGAAUCCUCCCAGAAAUUGACCAGUGGUUCAACGUCAGCACUCUGCUCUGCCUUCCGCCCACCCCCUGCUUUAGUGCCAUCUGUGUUAGGCUGAUUGCUUCUGGGGUACAGCAGUCUGCUGCUUAAUCUCUCAGCUCGUCCGUGAGCAUGCUGACCUAAUUGAGACUCUUGAUUUGUGCCUCCUGUAGUGAUUCCACUUUGGCCAGGGCCAGGCAGGGGGCAAGAGAGGUGACAGGUCCAAUGGACCUACUCGGCAAGUAGCUUUUCUUUGGAGCAGGGAGCAAUUGGAGGGGGUUGGACUGGAUGACCCUUUAAGGCUCUUCCAACUCUACAGUUCUACGAUUCUAAUUUCUGGCUCCCUUUUCUGCUUUCUCCGCCCAGGUGCCCAGAUCCAUGAGCGGACAAGUGUUAUCCACGUCUUGUGCCAAAAGGGUUGUGUGGCUGGAGUGGAGACUGACAGAGGGAUGAUCGAGUGCCAGUAUUUUGUUAACUGUGCUGGGCAGGUCAGGUGCCAAUUGUUUUGUGUGGGUGCCGUUGCCGGCGUAUGUGUGCAUUGACUCAACAACUGCUGUGAAUGAACUCAGAUUUCUCCUGAUGCUUCUUUUUCAAGAGGUUCUGGGGAAUGCUUUCCAAAUUAGCAAAAAGUUGUUCUCUCAAAAAGGCAAGCCUUUUGUGCUGGCAUACACACACACCCCCUCGGGCUUACAGGGCUUUGUGUUCAAACUAGAAAAUGGUUAUUGUCGGGUGUUUCCUUCCAUGCUGCACCACAUGUCUAGUGUGAACUAAGGCAGGGCAAACCUGGCUUCCUAUGCUGACUGCAUGGCGGUGGGAGGGAAGGGUCCUGCAUUCCCAAGUUGGGUAUUUUAGUCUAGGCUAUAUGUAGUCAUUGCUUGCCAUUGGAAUUGUGAGCUGCAGAAUCAGCUAGUUUAGUUAAUGGUGAAUAAUUAAUUUGCCUCUAGUUGUAGAGAAGGGCAAGAAGCUUUGAUUGUUGUUAGCCGCCCUGAGCCCGGCUUCGGCUGGGGAGGGCGGGAUAUAAAUAAAAUUUAUUAUUAUUAUAAGGCACUAGUGCCAGCCUUUGCCAAGCGGGUGCCCUCCAGAUGUUUGCACAGGAUCUCCUUGCCCCAUCUCAUCCGGCACCUUUUCUGUCUCGCUUCCCUACCCCCUUCCCUGCAGCGUUACCUGGCAUGUGAUCCCAUUAAGCUACAUGGUGGUACAACCUGCCUUCCGCCUGAGCGCUAACUUCCCUGCCUUCAUUUCAGUGGGCUUACGAGCUGGGCCUUUCCAACGAGGAACCAGUCAGCAUCCCUCUGCACGCUUGCGAGCACUUCUACCUCCUGACCCGGCCCUUGAAGACACCGCUGGAGAGCAGCACGCCAAGUAAGGACCCUCCCUCUGCACCCUCUCAUGGACCCCUUUGCCUUCCACGCAGGCACUCAGUGUCAUUGCUCAGUUGCAGUGCACAAAUCCUGGACGCAGGACAAGGAGGGGGUCUGGGAAAGGCCUUUGGCUGAGACAGAAGACAGCCCACAUCAGCCAACCAGUGGGCUGUAUUGGGUCUGGAAGACCCAUGGGUGUCUGGCUGCUUUUAAGGAAUUGGGGAGGAAAUGAACAAGGAGGCAUUGGGUGAAAAAGUUGUGCUUUGUAGUCCUCUCUGAGCAGCUGUGGAUGUGGGGCUGCCCUUGCUUGCCCAGUGACUCUUAAGCAGUUUUUGUAAAUCAGGGGUGGGGAACAUUUUCAGCCUGAGAGCCACUUUCCUUCUGGGCAACCUUCCAGGAGCUGCAUACAGAGUGGUGGGUGUGGCAAGAGUGGGCGUGGCCAGGCACACACCAUCCAGCCAAGUCAGAGGUGCCGUGGCAGUUAAAGGGUGCAUUCUAGCCAGGCAACCAUCAUGAGAGGAGGACACACCAGGGCCAGAUACAGGGGGCUAGAAGGCUUUAUUUGGGCCCUUAGCCUGAGGUUCCCCACCCCUACUGUAAGCCGAGGAUAGCAAACAGCUCAGCAGCUGCAGAAGAAAGGGGAGGAAAUUUUCAGGGCUGGUUGGGAUGCCACAAUCAGCUAAAGCAUUGGUUUUGACUGCACCUUGCUCUAGCUGCUACCCAGGGGAAAGACUUUUGGUCGCAUGUGUAAAAGCCCAAGAAUCAGUGUAAGGUCAACUGUGUCUCCCCAAAGCAGGCUCUAGCCUUCUUCCCUGAUUGAGCUUGCAGGGAGCCUUCUGCCCGCAUCCAAACAAUCACUUCUUUCCCUUCCUGCCAUCCCCCCCUCCCCAUAGCUAUUGUGGACCCUGACGGGAGGAUCUACAUCCGCAGCUGGCAGGGGGGCAUCCUUUCAGGCGGCUUUGAGAAGAACCCCAAGCCGAUCUUCACGGAGGGCCGGAACCAGCUGGAGAUACAGAACCUGCAAGAGGACUGGGAUCACUUUGGUACGUUGGGUGGACCAGGAAAGGGGGGUGUUUCCAAGUCCUCCAGAUGCACCUUUCCUAAUGUGAGACAUGUUGGCUUGAGCAAAGCAUUGUGUGAGUGAGUGAGUGAGUGAGUGAGUGCCUGGCUUGGUGAGUGACACCUGCACUUCCUCUUUGCUUUUAGAAUUGGUUUAUAAAUUUCUCCUCCCUUUCCCUGCCUUGGCUGGCCCACUCUGGGCACAUUGCUGAUUGGUGCUGUGAGCAAAAAGGUUUAUUCUGGGCUCUCAACGAGUGCUACAACAACAGAGUCAACAUCUGUGGGCUGCUGUGUUUGCAAAUGUGGAACUUUCUUGAUGGUGAUGGGGUGGGGGCAAUGAGGGUUUGGGUAUGCUGCCCAUCCCUCCAACUAGUGAUUGUUUGUUCUGUCUCAUCUUGGGGAGUAGAGCCACUUCUGAGUGCCCUUCUGCGGAGGAUGCCAGAUCUGGAGGCGCUGGAGAUCGUGCAGCUGGUGAAUUGCCCAGAAUCCUUCACUCCAGACAUGCGGUGCAUCAUGGGAGAGUCGCCCAAUGUGCAGGGCUACUUUGUCCUGGCAGGGAUGAACUCGGCUGGCACGUCUUUUGGUGGAGGAGCAGGCAAGUAAGUGGCUCACCCCUCUCUGCAUGGGAGAGGCAGAGGGCCAGGGAUGAGGGCACUGCUUGUAGAACUCUAUAUGCACCAGCUUCCUGUAGGUGCAUUUAAAGUCUGUGUGCUGCUUCUCUAAGGCAAAGCUAUGCCAGGGCCCUGCAGUUUCCAGCAGAAGGGGCUGCUCAACUGCUCCUUGUCUGCUGCUAGUUUCUGUGCAUGCUGGCACAUCCCUCUCUGUCCUCCAUCUGGGCAACUGCAAGGCAUUAUCAGAGUUCAAGGGCACAUCUCAAACCAGGCAAAAAGAUUCAAGGAGGUGCAAAGCAGAUGCAGUAAGGGCUGUAGCUGGUAAUGGGAUAUGGUCGGGGAGGAGACUUGGGGGGCAGAUAGGGAGAUUUUGAGGGCUGUAUUUGGCUCCCAGGCUUGAGGUUCCCAAUCCUUGGGCUAAUGGAUGUUCCUUGUGACAUCCGGAGUUGCUGUGACCUUUCUGGUUUGGGCAAAGGGAUUUUGUGUUUUGCUCUCGCUUGAGCAAGGAGGGAUUGCAGGCAAUAAUGUGUCCCCACUGUAGCUCUAUCUCCUACUGUGCUAUCUCUGGGUGUAAUUACCGCUCCCCACCACCCUGCCGCAAGCACAGUCUGUUAACUGUCUGCUCUCCUGCACUAUUUAACCUUCUGGGCCUGCUUGUCUCCCUCCUUGGCCAGGUACAUGGCUGAAUGGAUGGUGAACGGCUACCCCUCUGACAACGUGUGGCCCCUGGACCUGAAGCGCUUUGGGGCUCUGCAGAGCAGCCGCACCUUCCUCCGCCACCGCGUCAUGGAAGUGAUGCGUAAGUAGCCUGCAGCUGGACUCACUCGCGCCCCACAUUAAAUCAGGGCUGUGUAGGGUGUCCUGUCUGGACUAGGAAGGUGAUGGAUUUGUGUCCCUUCCAGCGCUUUGAUUCUGUGAUUCUGUGGCCCCUCCAGCCCUGAUUUAUGACCUGAAAGUUCCCCGCUGGGAUUUCCAGACCGGCAGGCAGCUGCGCACGUCACCCCUCUAUGACCGGCUGGACGCACAAGGAGCCAGGUGGAUGGAGAAGCACGGCUUUGAGAGGGCCAAGUACUUUGUGCCGCCUGGGAAAGGUGAGAGCGUUGUCCUUCCGUACGCAGCCCUUGGAGCACGGGGUGCCAGCAUCUUGUUGUUUUGACCCAAGUCUUGUGCUUCCUCAUCUUCAGACUUGCUGGCCCUGGAUCAGAGCAAGACCUUCUACAAGCCAGACUGGUUUGACAUUGUGGGGGCAGAGGUCAAGUGCUGCAAGGAGGCCGUCUGCGUCAUUGACAUGUCCUCGUUCACCAAGUUUGAAAUCAGUGUAAGUGUGGUUGUGAGAGGGAUGUGGACCAGCACUGUGGGCCUGGCAUCUGCUUCUGUAGCUUGCUUGGGUGUCUAGAAACCCUCAAAGUUUGUUCAGUUGAUACAGAGCUGUCGUUAUUUUAUAAAAAGCAACUUUUGGCUGAACCAUACAGAUGAAAAUAGCAACGGCAAUUAAACACUCUUGGGCAGACCAAAGCCUUUAAGGCAAGAAUGGGGCACCUGUGGCCGUCCAGAUAUUUUUGGGCUACAACUACCAUCAUCAUCUUUCUGACCACUGGCAAUGCAGAUGGGAGUUGGAGUCCAGCCACGUCUGGAGGACCACAGUUAACCCAGCCCUGCCUUAAAAGGCUCACGGGAAUAAAUAAAAGUAUUGUGGAGAGGCACUAAGAGAGACCCCUGAUAGGACCAUUCCAGAGGGUGGGUGCUGCCAUGGAGAAAGGUCUUCCUGCAUGUAUCAGCCAAAACUUGCAAGAUGGUCAUUUUGUGAACUUUGACACUGAGCUUUUCCUCAGUGCUUCUGAGCUUCUAAGCCUUUAUGAUUCAAGCUGUAUCUCUCCAGGCAGCUGGAAUGAAUCUUACGGAGAGAAAUGCACCUUGGUUUGGAGAGCGCUCAGGCUGUAAGCAAGCAAAGGGUUGCCCAUGUAAUGUUCAUAGCUAUUAAAGCCUGGAAACUUGCCUUUUUGUGUGUUUUUAGGAAGGUGAGUUUUGUGGCAAAGUGGCUAAGAAAAUGUGUAAUUUAGGGUAAAUACAGUUAGAAAUGCAUACACUGAGGAAUGUGGGCAUCUCAAGGUGCUUACUUGUGUCAGGAGCUGAAAGCCAUUUCAAAAAGGGAUGGACAAAUCCUGCUUCUGCUGCUGUCUCUGAUUUCUUUCUCCUCUCCCACCUCUCCAUUCUGCAGUCCACAGGGGACCAGGCCCUGGACAUCUUGCAGUAUCUCUUCUCCAAUGACCUGGAUGUGCCAGUGGGGCACAUAGUGCACACAGGGAUGCUCAAUCACAACGGAGGAUACGAGAACGACUGCAGCAUCGUCCGCCUAAACAAGCGCAGGUAAGCUUUUUCGGACUCAUCCUUUAGCCUGCUCUGGCUUCUGCCUUCCUGCUUUGAAGACACACCUUCUACAUUACCCAAUGCCUCUGUUAGUGCUGUGCCUAGAAGAAGAGGAUACGAGAAGAGCAGAUCUUCCCAGAUUUGGUUUGGAGGGGGGAUACAUUAUGUUUUGUGAAGGAGGGCUUCCUUUAUUCUGUCCUGAAUAUACAGUGAAUCAGUUUCAUGACAGACACAAGAAAUUGCUACUUUAUAUGCCCCCCCCCCUUCUUGAAGUGUUACGUUCACCACCUAGAUCCUUUGUUUAUUUGCAAUAUCUAUUUCUGUGGAAGUCCCAUCGGCCCCCAACCAGCCUGGCCAUUGGUUAGCGAUAAUUGAAAUUGUAGUCCAAUAACAGGUGGAAGCCCAAAGCCUGCCCGUCCCUACUCUAGAGUCUAUCUUCCACAGAUUAUUAUUUUUAAUGUAUUUAUACCCCACCUUCAAGAAGCUCAAGGUGGUGUACUUCGUUCUAGUCUUUAAUUUGCUUCUCAAAUGAAGGGCUGAAUUGAGCAAAGUGCUGCAGGCUUGCCUUUGAGUUUGGUAAAUAUUUGGCUUGCAUUCAGGGAAGAUUCUGAUGCAAAAUUUCACUGCCUGGGAGGCCGGUGGUCUCAUUCUUCAAGCCAAGAGAGCGCAAGACAGGGCCCUCAAAGUUGCAGGAAAACCAUUUGGAUUAUAGGAUGUGAAUUGUUGUUUCACAUUAGUUAUGGGAAUACUUUGUGCUCCAGUGCCUCUGCAGCUCAGGUACAGCUUUGUAUGCUUCAAGGGGCACCUUUCAGGGCCAUGUUGGAGGAUGGAACGCCUCCCAGGUUGAAUGCAGUUGCAAGAACCUGAGAGCCUGGACUCAGUGAUUAUCCAGCUCAGGAGUGUCGCAAAUCCCAACAGGCUUUGCUUCAAGCCCUCUGUGGGUGUGGACGGGACCACCAUGCCAUGAUACCUCCCCACUACCUGGCCCCUGCCUUGUGCUUAACCUUCUCCAUUGUACUUUGCAUUCCAGCUUCUUCAUGAUUUCCCCCACAGACCAGCAAGUCCAUUGCUGGUCCUGGUUGAAGAAGCACAUGCCUGUUGACAGCAACCUGUUCUUGGAAGACGUAACCUGGAAGUACACAGGUGAGGCAGGAGGGAAUAUUGUGCCUGCAGAUGCUGGCACAGCUGGAGCGGCUGAAGAUGCUCCUUCAACAAGAAGUCGUGUUUUCAGUUGCUCUGGAGCCCCAUGCUGGCUGCAGUCCAAAACAAAGGGAGGGCAGCCGUUUGGGAAAGUUGCUGUAAAAAUAUGAAUGUGGCAAAUAGGUUUUUGCAAAUGUAUUAUCCAGGUAUUCUCACAGGCGAUGCUGGUUUGGUUGUGGCUCCCUACUGGCAUCUGAUCAGUGACAGAUCCAAGCUUGGUGCUAUGUAGUAUGGGAAAUGCUCCCUGGGCUUAUAUGCGAAGUUCAUUUUGAAAUAUAGGCUCCCAUUUCACAUCUUCUCUUAGAAUCCUCUACCUCUUAGAAGAUGAUUUACCCCUUGCUUUCACUACUGAGGGUGGAACUAUGCUCUCACCUGGUGCCACCAUCAAAAAAAGGCAGCCCUGUGUUUCUCCACAUUCCCCUAUCAUUGGCUGUCAGGGUACGAAGACUUGCACACCACAGUUAUGUCAUGGCAAGGGUGCCUGAAGAGAGGGGAGGGUGGCUGUGGUUGAACUUUGUAUGGGGUUUCCAUCUUCAGUUGCAGUGCCAUGCCAAGAUUAGCGUGCAAUUCCUCUGGUAGCAAAGCUAGGUUUGUGGUCACCAGAUGGGGGCGCUUUAGUGCUAGUGUUAAUGAGCCUCCCUGCUUUAAAUGAGUCAAACGUAAAUCCUUGGUGGUUCCUCGGAUCCACAGAUAAAUUUUUUCCCAUACACAAUGUUGGGCAGGGGUGGGAAACUUGUUCCUCUCCAGAUGUUGUUGGAGCCCAGCUCCCAUCAUCCCUGACCAUUGGACUUGGAUGGUGGGGGUUAAUGGGAGCUGGAGGGCCACUGUUUCUGAAGCACUCCUUUGGGGUUUCACAAUCCAUCUGUAUAUCCCUCCCUGCAUGGUGGGCUUCUCUUUCUGCAGCAGAACUUGAUUUCAUGCCUACUGUUAUUUCCAAACCAUCUGCCUCCUCUGUCAGCUAUGGCCCUGAGCUGUGCCAAGGGGAUCUGAGGGUGGAGUUGACUUGGGUGGGACCUUCCCUUUCAUUCUGCAGAUUGCUCAGAGGUAGAAACCCUUGUGCUUUUCUCUACCCAGCAUUGAAUCUGAUUGGCCCACGCGCUGUGGACGUCCUGUCAGAGCUGUCAUAUGCUCCAAUGACCCCAGAGCACUUUCCAUCCCUCUUUUGCAAGGUAUGUCACGUGUUUUUCAGUUUGUUUUAGAAAUCUGCUUACUCCUCAUGCAAAGGUAACCGGUUCACACAAUGGCCUGGUUCACACACUGUACUAAGGUGUGGUUUGUUUAACAUGAGUUAGCCAGGAGUUGUCCCACAAUCCAACAAACCAUGGCUUGUUAAAGCUUGGUCAAACUACAGUAGAGGAAAGGUGCUGGAUUAGCAUGUUAAUACCAACCUUUAGUUAAAACAAACCAAGGUUCAUAAGCCAACAACAAACAAUGACUCUAGCUGCUGGGCAGCAUUCACACAUAACACUAAGCUGUGGUUUAAUAAGCCAUAGUUUAUUAAAAUGUUGUGUACCAUUAUUUGUAAACUCAGAGGUCCUGUUUUGUGUAUCUCUCUGCCUCUACCCUCAGGUUUGUCACCUAAGACCACGCAUAAGGCAGAAUGGCUGGGGUCGUGUUAAUGUUGUUUCUCAAAGUGGCUUUAUGUGAUGCUCUGGUUUUCAAACUGUCCUGGAGAAGCUUGGCUUUCUUCCAGUUUUUUAUGGAUUUGUGAUGUGUAGCCAAGAUUGUUGUUGUUGUUCAUUGCCUGCCCUUCUCCCUAAGGUCCCAGGUUGGGUUACAACAUUAAAAUACAGUAUUAAGAUUGCUGCUGGGCAUACUCUUGGUUUGCAUGGGGUGGUGGUGAGUCCAAGAAGUUCUAGACAGUGCCUUGUGCAACCUGCGAGUAUGUCAUUGAAUUCAGCAUACAAUCUGUGGUGCAAACAUGGGGGCAGGACUUCACUCAAAGUUGGAAGAAGGCUCCUUAAAGAUAGGACACUUUGUAGACUGAUGUCUUUGUGGCAGGCCUCAUACAGAGUUCAAAUCUUGGCCAAUUUGCAGGGCACAGGUUGUGUGUUUAUCAGGCAAAGUGUCCUGCUAUGUCUUCGUCUUGCUGAAUAUUGCAAUGAUUACGUUGCAGGGUGUUUCUUGCCUGUUCUGUAGCAGUUUUCAGAUCAGAGGAUAUCUGUGGGUUGAGGACAGGGGUGGAUGCAUUUAUGAAGGGUGCCUUAAUUAUUCUCUGUGCUGCUGCAAUAACAUCUGGAGGACACCCUGCUGGCUACCUUUGUCCUACAGCAUUCAAAGUGCUUUACAUUCUUGGUAAUACAACAGGCCUAUAGGAAACUCUUUAUUAUUGCAAAUAAGGCAGGGAGAGGGCAGUUGAGGCUGAGAGAGAGCAGCUGGCCUAAGGCCAACAAAGUUUUUAUAGCCAAGGUGAGAUUUGAACUAGGCCUUCCCUGAUACGUAGCUCUCUUUUCUUUUAUCCGCCGUGCUUACGCGCUACAGUGGCUCAUUUCAUGCUUCAAAACAUGACACUCCUUCCAGCACCAGAAGGAAUGCUCAUUCUGUAAGGCUGGUUGGAAAACCUACAGUGGGACCUCUGAUGCUCUCAAUGUCAAUGAGCCAGUGAGGAUAUAGCCUCCUAAUUACACCCUGGUGGUGGUGCUGAUCACAAACUGGCUGCUCACAAACAAAUUGUAAGAGACGCUUUUGUACGCUGCAGAAACAGGGAGUGGUUUGGAAUGCCCUGAGUCGUUCUGUCCAGCGUGUAAAGCUUGGGAAUUUAUUUUUUCAAGUUUUUUUAUGGGUGUAACUUUUUUUAAAAAAGUGUUCCCCUCCUCUCUCCAGCAUAUACAUUAACCUUCUGUCCCCAGACAGAGAAUCUUGUGUCCAAUCCUUGUGAAUGGAGAAUGUUAUCGUGGAAAUGGACCCCACCCUCAAAAAUGAAUCUCCAAAUGCAGGGGUGGCUAACCAUUUUUUUUAGCACGAGGGUCACAUUUGCCAUUUGAGGGGUUGCAUGCACACAUACAGCCCCCACUCCUGGACUGAUCCAUGCUAAUCAGCUGUAGGGGGCAGUCAUCACCUCCUUUCUGCUCAUCAAAUGAUCAAUCUGAUUGUGGGCAGUGAUGAUUAAAUGGGGGGGGGAGACAAGAACCAUGUAAGCUACCUUCAGCUCCUUGCAGAAAAAGGUGGGAUAUAAAUGCAACAAAAUAAAUAAAUAAAAGACACCCAGGAACCAGAAGCCAGGCGCUUGAGGAGUCUUUUCUUGCAAGCUCCCAGCUGCUUGUGCUCAUCGCAGAAGUGUUUUUUUUAAAAAAAGAUUGUACAAUGUUUAUUCUACCGUGUCAUCUCUGCUUGCUUCUCUGGUGCUUAAGCUUCUUGAUUGUCCCCUUCCUCUCAGUGGAGAGAGUGAACGGUUGCUCCCUCUCUUCUUGUCCUGGGUUGCCCAUGUGCUUUUGCCAGCUUCCAUUUUCUUCCUUUGCUUCCUGUUUCCUACAGGAGAUGAGCGUGGGCUACGCCAACGGCAUCCGUGUCAUGAGCAUGACACACACUGGAGAACCGGGAUUCAUGCUCUACAUCCCCAUUGAGGUGAGAGGUGCUUUGUUGUCUUAAGACCAAAACUUUGAUUUGCAGGACUGAGAAGAACCUCUUCUCCCUUUUCCCAUGGGAUGGUAUAGAAAGAUCAAGAGUAAAAGACUUGGCUUAGAAGUACAAGAUAAUAAUAUCCAUGCUGUCUUCUCAUGCUCACCCGUUUGUCCUACUGCUUGUCUCAAAAGGGAGAUCUACCUGUUGGGGCCUAAGUUUCCUCGCUUUCAGACCACAUCGUGAGCAGGAAAGAAUCCAGUCAAAAUAGGCCCAUAUGAAUUGCACUUUGCUAGAACGGGCAAAAGGUCCAUCUAAACCAAGCUACCUAAAUAUACUCAGCUUAUAGGCAAGACAUGUUGUUUGCCUUCCGCAUCAAACAGUGUCAGAGGUACUCCGCCUCUUAAUUAGAAAGGCUCCAUUCAAAUUGUUGUUUUUAUCCAUUAAUAGACAAAUUAACAGAGAGUAGCUAAUAGCUAAUAAUCUGUGAACUGUGCCUUGCAAUAUCAGACCAAGGCAACUGUGAGCUGGCUGGGUCUGCUGGAAGAUCUAAAUCAAAGCAUCUGGAAGGCACCAGGUUGGGGGAGGCAUUGCUACCACUUAUUUUGUAAGGAAGAAUCCCGUUUUUUAAAUCCCCAAAAGGGACAUAACUUGGCAUUAAAUUCUGCCUGCAAAAGCCACUACAGGCAGCUUUUGGAACUGGCCACAGGGAAAAUGCAAUCAGAUUCUUACACUAAACAACUACCUAGAGCAGGCAUAGGCAAACUCUGGCCCUCCAGAUGUUUUGAGACUACAAUUCCCAUCAUCCCUGACCACUGGUCUUGUUUGCUAGGAAUGAUAGGAAUUGUAGUUCCAAAACAUCUGGAGGGCCAGAGUUUGCCUAUGCCUGACCUAGAGUACUGAGCAAUCUUUUUCUCCUAGGACAUAGUUACAACAAGCCGCUUUUUGUAAGGCAACAUAGCUUCAGUUUGUAGUUUGGUGACAGCAAAAUGUGGAAGCUGAAGCUGCUGGGCAAAGUUUGGAUGAGCAAACAAAUCAUGGUUUGAUAAGCCAUAGUUUAAUAAACCACGGUCAAGCGUUAUGUGCAAACCAGGCUAUUCAAUGCUGUUUGCUGGGUUUGGGUGGUGGGACGUUGCCAUCCGUGGCUUUCUGCAGCUGUCCAAGGGCUGCUGCCAUUUUUCACUCUAUAGAGUUGCAGAUGCCAAAUGUUGCAUUCAAAUGCCACUGUACUGUUUUUCUAAACCCUCCCCUUGCAGUAUGCUCUGCACGUGUACAACGAGGUGAUGAGUGUGGGGCAGAAGUACGGGAUCCGGAAUUCUGGUUACUACGCCCUCCGCAGCUUGCGCAUUGAGAAGUUCUUUGCCUUCUGGGGCCAAGAUCUGGAUGCUUUCACCACACCGCUGGAAUGUGGGCGCGAGUUCCGGGUUAAACUGGAGAAGGUGUGAAAGAGAGCUGGGCCAUGGGGUGUGCGUGUUUGUGUGUGGCACAGAAAAGGCAGGCGGCCUUGAAACGAGCGCAACACAACCUCCCUGCAGUGUGGGCAUCAUGUUUGCCUUGGGGCUGGGGAAGUGGAUUCAAACCCCAUCCUAGCCAUCAGUUUCCUGGGUGGCACAAGGCAAGUCACUAAUUUGUGGGCUUCAGCUUCUCUUCUGUUAAGCUGCAACAGCAACGUAGGAGGUGGAAGGUACCCCAAGGGUCAUCUAGUCCAAGCCCAUGCAAUGCAGGAAUCUCUUGGUUCCUUGUAGAUAAGUUCCCCAUAGAAUAUAAAGCAGGAGCUGCCCCUUUGUCCAGCCCUGACUGAUGCUUCCCCCCCCCUACCCCCCGCUCUCUCUCUGCAGGGCACUGACUUCAUAGGGCGGGAGGCGCUGAUGCAGCAGAAGCAGGAAGGGGUCUACAAGCGCUUCAUCAUGUUUGUCCUUGAAGACCACGACACAGACUUGGACCUGUGGCCCUGGUGGGGGGAGCCCAUCUACCGGAAUGGCCAGUACGCCGGCAAGACCACCAGCAGUGCCUAUAGUUACACACUGGAGCGGCACGUCUGCCUGGGUUUUGUCCUGAACGUGGACCCAGAGACUGGUGAGGAGCAGCCGGUGACACCCGACUUCGUCAACCAGGGCGAAUACGAGAUUGAUAUCGCAGGGCAGCGCUUCCAGGCCAAGGCCAAGCUUUAUCCCUUCAGCUCCCUCUUCACGACCCGCCGGCGCAAAGAUGAGAUGGAGUUCAGUGGCUUCCAGGGGAAAUAA
Podarcis lilfordi (Lilford's wall lizard) is the source of this 18556-nucleotide messenger RNA. NCBI's taxonomy places the organism in Eukaryota, Metazoa, Chordata, Lepidosauria, Squamata, Lacertidae. The record is from the annotation of a GenBank genome assembly.